AUGUUGUCAUCUAGAUUCCAUAAGCUCUGCAGGCUUAAUUAUUCAUCUCAAGAUAUUCUUGCAAUUUUAUUGUUAUUAGUAUUAUAUAUUUUUCAGGGUAUCAUUAUUGGAAUUUCAUUGUCGAUCCCACCUCUUCUUCAAUCGAAUUACCGUGUGGGUGGCUAUAAUUUACAGGCGACAUUAUCAAUCUCAGCUUGGCCUUAUGCGUUGAAGCUUCUAUGGGCUCCACUAGUUGAUUCACUUUAUAUAAAGUUUAUUGGAAGAAGGAAAACUUGGCUCAUAAUAAUUCAGUAUGCAAUCGGAAUUGAACUGCUUGUACUAUCAGGUUGUAUCAACGACUGGUUUGGACGCGAUCCUAACAAAACAUGGAGUCAAUUAGGAUCACAUCAUCCAGUCAGCCUUAUACGUUUAACAAUAGCAUUUUUCAUACUCCCUGCUCUAAGAAGAAAAUUUCUAGAUUUAUGCUUGCACUUAACAACUGUGCUAUGCUGUCGUAUGACACCACUUCAAAAAGCAUCAAUUGUACAACUUGUACGGUCAGGUUUGUCAGACUUUGGUAUUCCACCGAUUACAGCUGCUAUAGGUGAUGGUGGCAAUGAUGUUGCCAUGUUAUUACAAGCUAAUAUUGGCAUAGGUAUAUAUGGUAAGGAAGGAAAAGAAGCUGUACGUGCUUCAGAUUAUGCUAUACCACAGUUUAGACAUUUACAACGUCUUCUGUUGGUGCAUGGACAUCGAACUAAUCAUCGAUUAUGUUUAACAAUGAAUUUAUUCUAUCAUAAAUGUGUUGCAUUUGUAACAACACAAGUUUUGUAUACAUUUUAUAGUGGUUUCUCAGCUGUUGCAACAUUUGAAACUGUUUUAUUUUCAAUAUACAAUUUAACUGUAACAUCGAUAAUGUGUAUGAUUUUUGGCUUGUUCGAACGUCAUUUACCUGAUAAUAUAUUAAUUGAAAAUCCAUAUCUUUAUCGAAAGCUUAAACAUCAAGCAAACUUGAGAUCAUGGUAUAUUUGGCUAUGGGUAUUAGAUGGAGUAUGGCAUGGUAUUAUCAUAUUUUAUGGUACUACUUAUAUUCUUACUGGUGGGAAUCAAUUCUCUGAAAGUACAUUUUAUGAUUCACAUGGAAAUAUACAACAACUAUUCGAUAUGAGUUUGUAUGGAUGUGCAACUUAUGUGUUGAUAUGGUUUUCAGUCUGUUUACGUACUUUCCUUGCAACACAUGAUUGUACUGUUAUAGUAUUAGGAGGAUUCUUAACUACUCUAAUCGUGAAUAUAGCAAUAUUAAUUGCAUUACAAUGUACUACAACACUUGACAACAUCAAUUUUCGUAGUUAUAUCAAAUUAUGCAGAAGUCCAACAUUCUGGUUAACUUUACCGAUCAUUAUAUGUGCAGCGAAUCUUCCAUCUUUAUUAUGGAGAAUUAUUUCAGAUGCAUGGUGGAAUUUACAAAUUCAUUUAGGUAGUAUACCACAGAAACAGAUUCGUCGAAAAUAUCGUAAAUCAUUAGCAGUUUGGUUUCUUGCACUUACAACUAAUUAUUUGACUAGUUCAUCUAAUGUAUUACGUCGAAAUGAAUUUUAA
Molecule: messenger RNA, 1578 nt
Organism: Schistosoma turkestanicum
Lineage: Eukaryota; Metazoa; Platyhelminthes; Trematoda; Strigeidida; Schistosomatidae
Source: the annotation of a GenBank genome assembly